AUGUGGAAAGACUCCAGCAAUGACGAUGCCCGGCCCGGCGCCUCCAGCGGCGGCUCCUCUCGCAGCGCCAGCCGCAGGAAGAGAACCAGCUUCUCCAAAGAGCACGUGGAGCUCCUGAGGGCCACCUUCGAGACGGACCCGUACCCCGGCAUCAGCCUCCGGGAGUCCCUGUCCCAGUCCACCGGCCUACCAGAGUCACGCAUCCAGGUGUGGUUUCAGAACAGAAGAGCUCGCACCCUGAAGUGCAAAGGAGCCAAGAAAGCGUUGUGGCAGUCUGACAGCCCGGUCCACGAUGCUCUACCUGCAUCUCAUGGGGGGGCCAGCAGGGGCCCCCAGGGGCCUCCACCGGCCUACCCAACCCAGGUGAAGCAGGAGAUGGAGGAAGCCUGCUACUACGGACAGCAUCCUCCAGCUUACUCCUCCAUGGAGGAGCACGGACACUAUGGCUCCAUGUACGGCAGGCCGCUGGGGGGCAGCUCCAGCCCCCCCUUGAGGGGCUUCUGGCCCCAGCAGAGCAGCCAGACCUCCUCCGCCCCGGCCCAGUGGUGCCACUCCCCCAUGGAGAUGAGCAACUACGGCUCAAGCUUUUUCUACCCGGGCUCAGCGGAGCAGCAGAUGUACCUGCCCUGCUCCACCUCCUCCACCCCAGACACCCCUGACUCGGGUUACUGGGACGCCGGCGUGGAGAACAGCCCCCCGGUGGAGGGUCACAGCUCGCAGCUGGAGGAUUCGUGGAGCGGUGCAGCAGUGGAGGACUGCAGGGAGUCGCUGGUCCAGCACGCCCCCCUGCCGGAGCUGUCCCUGCAGGAGAUCCUGGGGGAGCUGGAUGAGGACUGGUUGGGAGGAGACGGACUGGACAGCCAUGGUGCAGGAGAGAAAAGAGCCUUCUGCUAGUGGCCGCCAUGAGGAUUUACAAUGGACGAUUAGAAAUAAUACACUGUAGAUUGCUGCAAGAAAACUGCCAAAUUGUGACAGUAACAUACUGUUUUCCAUUAAUAGUAAUAGUAAUUUACUGUAGAAAACAAUGCAUUCUGGGCAAUAUUUGUAGGUAGCUUGCCGUUUCCCAUAAAAUAUAUCAUAUAUAUAUAUCUAUAUACACUGUAAAAAAUGUUUGUAUAAAU
Molecule: messenger RNA, 1121 nt
Organism: Centropristis striata (black sea bass)
Lineage: Eukaryota; Metazoa; Chordata; Actinopteri; Perciformes; Serranidae
Gene: mxtx1
Product: mix-type homeobox gene 1
Exons: 3
Coding region: 1-894 (297 amino acids)
Molecular function (GO): DNA binding
Source: RefSeq, a predicted model, not a curated record